Ascoidea rubescens DSM 1968 is the source of this 441-nucleotide messenger RNA. RefSeq names its product proteasome assembly chaperone 4 family protein. The transcript has a single exon. The record is from RefSeq and is a predicted model, not a curated record. NCBI's taxonomy places the organism in Eukaryota, Fungi, Ascomycota, Saccharomycetes, Ascoideales, Ascoideaceae. Bases 1 to 441 code for a protein of 146 amino acids.
AUGGCUGAAAGUUUUUCGAAGACUUACUCAGAGGAACUAGCUGCUCCCUUUUCUGAUCCCAUCCACAUUUGCUUGACCAUUCCUUCCAAAAGACCUACUCUAUCUGAAAAGAAUAAGAUUCCUAUCAUUGUCUUUCUCAGUAAAACUGGUGGAAACUCUGACUUUGGCUGCUACAUUUAUUCAAUUCCCAAUUUUCUUUUAAAUAGGUCAAAUGAUAAACAAAAUGAAAUUGUAUCCACAAUAUUAAACGAUUCAGAAGAAAAUCUCUUGGAUAUAACUAAAAGAUUGUCUCAACUAAUCUCAAAAAAAUUCAACUGUCCAAGCUAUGUUAAUGUCAGUGGUAAUAUUGAUAUAAUGGAAAGUUUAGGCUACAUCAAAACUACAAUUGAUUUCAUAGAUAAAAAGUUUGAUGAAACUGAAAAGUCAAACUCAGAAAAAUAG